AUGCCUGUGAUAGGAGCAAUCAGGAAAUUGGUUACCUAUAUGUGGCGUGUGGAGAGGUGGCUGGACGUCAAGAGCCCUGUCGUCAAGGCGAUCAUGGAGAAGCGGAUCAAUUUGGCGAAGAGCAAGGGGUGCGAUGGGGUUGACCCGGACAACAUCAAAGCGUAUUCAAACAACAUCAUGGCUCAAGCCAUCAGCCAAUUCACCGUCACUGCCGAUGACCAGUUCAAGUACAACUCAUGGAUCGCCAAUGCUGUUCACAAGUACGGCAUGUCAGUGGGUCUCAAGUACCCCGUCCCGCUCGCCCCCUCUUUCAUGGCAAACCUCUUUGUCUGGGCGAUCAUCGAGAGCUGCAUCUACUUGAGCGACUUUAGCGACGGCGAGUGGUACAGCGGCAAAUACCAAUACGACUACUCCAACAAGUUUAUUGUUCGCAACAAGGCCGUGUUCUCUAUCGAGUAUAAGGAGCUCUGGGGCACGUCUGCAGGCCAAGCCUUUUGUGCAAUCAGCAACGCUCACGGCUUCAACACCAACCUCUUCAGCUACUCCCUAGGCACUGGGCCUCACAAUCCCUUUGCCAACUGCCCGCUGCACAAGCUUGCAGGGUGUGAUGCUGUGUGGAAAGAGUGUGUGAAGCAGAGUGUGUAUGCGCAGUACAAGCAGCAGGGCAUGGCGAGGUGGGAUGCAGUGGGGCAGUGCAUGAGGGCCAAGAGAGCAGCUUGCAAAUACAAGGCUUGA
Closterium sp. NIES-65 is the source of this 735-nucleotide messenger RNA. NCBI's taxonomy places the organism in Eukaryota, Viridiplantae, Streptophyta, Zygnematophyceae, Desmidiales, Closteriaceae. The record is from the annotation of a GenBank genome assembly.